Molecule: messenger RNA, 936 nt
Organism: Trichechus manatus latirostris (Florida manatee)
Lineage: Eukaryota; Metazoa; Chordata; Mammalia; Sirenia; Trichechidae
Product: olfactory receptor 6C75-like
Biological process (GO): G protein-coupled receptor signaling pathway
Cellular component (GO): membrane
Molecular function (GO): G protein-coupled receptor activity; olfactory receptor activity
Source: RefSeq, a predicted model, not a curated record
AUGGAUGCCUGGAAUGAGACAAAUGUCCAGGAAUUCAUCCUGGAGGGGUUUUAUGCUGUCCAAAACCUGGAGAAAGUCCUUUUCCUGGUGUAUCUGCUGGCAUAUCUGGCCUCCAUCACAGGGAGCACACUCAUAAUCACUAUCACCUGGGCUGACCGUCACCUCCAGACGCCAAUGUACUUUUUCCUCAGCAGUUUCUCCUUUUUUGAAUGCUGUUUUAUAACCACUGUUAUUUCUAAAUUGCUGGCCAUCUUCCUGUCAGGAAAGCAGACAAUUUCCUUUGCUGCCUGCCUCGUGCAAGCCUUUGUCUUUCUUUUUCUGGGAGCAACUGUUUUCUUCCUUAUGGCUGUGUUAUCCCUAGACCGGUGCCUGGCCAUUUGCAGACCUCUGUACUACCCCACCUUUAUGAACCGAAGAAUGUGUUUCCGCCUGGUCACUGCCUGCUUAGCUUUGGGAUUCCUCCUCAUGAUAGUUCCAGUUGUAAUGCUUUCCCAGUUAUCUUUCUGUGGCCCUAACGUCAUCCCUCACUUCUUCUGUGAUUUUGGGCCCUUGACUAAUCUCUCUUGUUCUGACACCAGUUCUGUUGAAAUAUUGGCCUUCAGUCUGGCUUUGUUCAUCCUUUUGAUCCUCAUUACAACUAUCAUUGCAUACAGCCACAUAGUAGUCACAAUUGUUCAUCUCUCAUCAGCCAAGGAGCGACACAAGGCUUUCUCCACCUGCUCAUCUCACUGCAUGGUCCUCUCUCUGAUGUACAGCAGCUGUGUCUUUAUAUAUGUGAAACCAAAACAAACCACCAGGCUGGGCUGCAACAGGGAGGCUGCUCUUGUGAACACUGUAGUGACCCCAGUGCUGAACCCUGUCAUCUACAUGCUGCGGAACAAGCAGGUCCAUCAGGCUCUGAAGGAUGCUCUGUCCAGGGUGAAAUUGCAGAAAUAG